Molecule: messenger RNA, 1258 nt
Organism: Eucalyptus grandis
Lineage: Eukaryota; Viridiplantae; Streptophyta; Magnoliopsida; Myrtales; Myrtaceae
Product: MADS-box protein SVP
Exons: 9
Coding region: 207-890 (227 amino acids)
Biological process (GO): positive regulation of transcription by RNA polymerase II
Cellular component (GO): nucleus
Molecular function (GO): protein dimerization activity; RNA polymerase II cis-regulatory region sequence-specific DNA binding; DNA-binding transcription factor activity, RNA polymerase II-specific
Source: RefSeq, a predicted model, not a curated record
CCCCAGGAAAAAAAAAAAAAAAGAGAGAGAAAGAAGAAAGAACAUCAAGAGAAACCACAAAACCCACAGAUUUUCUCUCCUUCCCUUUAUAUUCUGCAUUUUCUGGGCAUUCUCUUCUUCUUUUUUGGUGGGUGUGUUUUGUUUGUUGUGCUCAUGGAUCUGAACUGGUUUCCUAUUUUCCAAGGGUUUUCUGAGAUACCAGGAAAAUGGGGAGAGAGAAGAUAAAGAUAAAGAAGAUAGACAACGUGAUGGCGAGGCGAGUGACAUUCUCGAAGAGGAGAAGAGGGCUGAUCAAGAAGGCUCAGGAGCUCUCCGUUCUGUGUGACGCUGAUGUGUCUCUCAUCAUCUUCUCAGCUACUGGCAAGCUCUAUGAAUUCUCCAGCUCCAGUAUGGAGGAUACACUGACGAGGUACGUUCUUCACUCCAAUAUCGUUGAGAAACCGGUCCAACCAUGUCUUUCACUCCAGAAAGACAGUAGCAAUCUUGAAAUGUUGCGCAAGGAAGUGAAUGAUAAGGCUUACAAACUGAGACAGAUGAAGGGAGAGGAUCUGGAGCGGUUGGACGUGGAGGGAUUGAGACAAUUAGAGAAGAAACUCGAGGCGGGACUGAGCCUUGUUAUCAAGACUGAGUCGUUCCUCUCUUUCCAGGAAGAGCGAGCAUCGACCAAGAUCAACGAACUGCAGGGAAAGGAAGCACAGUUGAUAAAAGAGAACAAACAGCUGAAACAGAAAAUGAUUUUACAUCGAGGGAAGUCAGUGAUCGUGAACUCAGAGGACAAUAAUGUGGUUCUAGAGGUCGAAGGCGUGUUGUUGGAGUUGGUUAACAACGUUGCCGUAGGCAGCAGUAGCGUUGCUCCUCUGGAUGAUGAUCGCUUUCAUCCCUCGAGUUAGGGUUUCUUGUCUGAAGCUGAAGUAUCAGACAGCUAACUGGUGCAUCUUCUGCAAUAAAACAAUAAAGGAGGGAAGCCCAUUAUUUCAAUGAUAUUAAUAAAGGAUUGAAGCUCGUGAUUCAAUCCCCUAAAAUGCUUAUUAGUGCAUAUAGCUAGUUGAAGAUUCAACUUCUUAUAUAAAACCAAUUGUCGUGAUGAUUCAGCCUGUCUUUGCAUUUUCUUACUUGGUUGCCCUAGACAACAUUUGUACAAUCUAUGUUAAUUGUUAAGGUCUACUAGGAGCGAAAAAUUAUCUUUAUUUAAGAAUGUAUGGUUGACUGCUUGACAUUUAUCUAUAAGUGAUGCUAACGAAAUAUAUUAAUGUUAAUA